CAGCUGGUUGUCAGGUAACAGGUGGUGGCGGCGCCGGGCCGUGUACGGACGGGGAGGGUGUCAAUAUGCUAGCUGUACAGGGACUGUUAAUGUUGACGUUGGCACAAGUAAAAGCAAUAGUUUAUUUAAAAUGACCAGUCAAUUAAUCUUUUGGUGAUUUAGGCACCCGUGAAAUAACAGCACGCCGUUAUAAUUUCCGUUACAUGUAUAGCUAGUAGGCUAAAUUUAGGCCUCUUCCCGCACCGACCAUCAGUUAUUUGAACGUCACAGGAACUCACAGUAAACUUGAACGAUUCAUGCUAUUUUAAAUUGCUCUAGAAGUGGAGUAUGUACAUGGUAAUAUGCUAGUGGCUGUUUGCUGCUCACUACAGCUGGCAAACUGACCUAGGUGGGCGAAAAGGUGAUAAAGCGAGUGUGGGUUUGAGCUGGCUAACGUUAGCUAGCAGACUCAAAUGGGACGACUCAUGUGCCAGCGGAGAUCCAGACGGGACGGGAGAGCACCUCCCAAAGGAGACACACCCCUGAAGACAGGACUGAUCAGAGGACCAGGCAAGUUCAGGAGACUUCUGCCCAGAAAACAGUAUGAAACAUUACAAGAGGAGCCUCUGCUGGAUGACACAAACAUCCUCACUGCUAAGACUAGCAUCCAGAUAUUGCCUCAGACCAGCAGAAAGACCUUCGAGUACCAGAGGGUUGUAUGCUUCAAGAGCCCCGUGUUUGCAGAAAACACCACAGCAAAAAAUGUCCCCUCUGCAACACCAGCAAGCCAUAAUGGUGGUUACCACGCAUCCAUGUUUGAUCGAGCCAAUCAGAUGAACCCUGACCCCGAGACGUUCAAAAAAGAGGAACAGAGCCUGACAUUGACUCUGGAAAGCAUUGUAACUUCUGGCACGCAGCAAACCACGUCUGUCAGCUCUGACAAUGAUGAAGAACACUGUUACUCCUCUUCCUCCUACAUGCCCAGCACCGUGCUGUACCCAUCACCUGAGAUCUUCCGCAGAGAGAACUGUGUGGAGUCGACAUUCCAGAUGACUCAGGAGCUGCUGGACCUCCAUCCCCAGGUGAAAAACUCCACCCUGUUAGAUGCGAGCUGUGCCGAGAACAUCUACAUGCAUCAGCCGCCCAACAUGUCUACCAUCCUGGAUGCCUCUGUGUGUCCUGAUGAAAAGGAGCAUGAGAUCAGAGGAACUGAAGCUGAGCCUAGAAGAUGCACAGAGUCAUUCAAAUCAGGUAAAGCCCCCAAGAUGACAAUACCAAAGCUCACCAACAGAAAGCCCAUCCACUACAAGAAAAAGGUACGCUUUAAAAGCCCUAUGGUUGCUGAGAGUAUUGGACCAAAAAACAUCCCAGCUGCCAAAUUACCCAAUGAGGACACCGGUGUCCCGGUCCUAACAUCCAGUCCAGUCAAUCUGAUGACCACUGAUGCAGACAUGUUGGAAGUGGAUAAGAUAAAUAUUGAAGACGACACAAAACCUUGGAGGCUGACACUGACAAGGCCUGCAACAACUAGCCCGGAGCAAGCCACCUUCUUUGACUUUGCUAGUGAUAGUGACAGGGCAGCAUUUUUUCAGAGAUUGAGAGACAGAUAUUCCAGACUCAGAAGUGCUCCUUUAUUUCCUCUUGAAGCUGUGAGACCGACAGAGCCUUCCUUCCCUUGACAUCUGAAGCCUCAAAGUCAAAACUUGCAUGGUCUAGAACAAAAACAUCCAGGCUGAAUUUUUUUUCUUGACAGUUUCUUGCAAGGAAAAACAUACCAUGGGUAGAAAAAAAAUACUAUCUGUGUGCUGACUUUCAAUUUGGGAAGCAAGGCAGGAAUGUAGCAGUUAUCAGGACCAAUCCCACAAGACUUCAGAAGGUCUCUGGUUUGAUCCCAGCAAUGGCCAUGUAUCCUCUCAAAGUAUUCCUCUACCUGUUCACUCACUGUAAAAAAAAAAAAACUUGUUGGAGAGAUGAUGAAAAUGUUAAUCAAAUAUAACAGUCAAUGUGAUCCACCUUAUUUAUAUUUGUGAUAUAAUAAGAAUUAGUUUUCAUUCAUGUAAGUUAAGUGCCUGCCACAAUUUGUGUUAACAUCGGCCUUCACAUUUACUUUUAUGCCCUGUCAAACUGGCCCCUACUUUCCUUGCAUACAAAGUAAAUGUGGUUUGAUACUUUUUUCCCCUGAUGGUUUUUGGCAGGGAGUGACUGAACUGGCCCUUUGGAAGACAUCAGGGACAUAAUGUAACAUUUAGAGCGGGGUUCAUGAAUACACCCGCUCAUUAAAAUGCACUUUACAAUAUACUUUGCAGUAAAGGUGUUGCACACUGCAGGCACUCAUCAUACUUGAUUUAACUUUUUUAUUCAAAAGAUAUGCUGUAUUUAAAAAAAAAAAAAAAA
Myripristis murdjan (pinecone soldierfish) is the source of this 2373-nucleotide messenger RNA. RefSeq lists its product as uncharacterized. Lineage: Eukaryota; Metazoa; Chordata; Actinopteri; Holocentriformes; Holocentridae. The record is from RefSeq and is a predicted model, not a curated record. Gene Ontology annotation, cellular component: kinetochore. Gene Ontology annotation, biological process: homologous chromosome segregation; female meiosis chromosome segregation; male meiosis chromosome segregation. The coding region runs from base 453 to 1658 and encodes 401 amino acids. The transcript is spliced from 8 exons.